Messenger RNA from Hippocampus comes (tiger tail seahorse), 2397 nucleotides. It is a transcript of the gene zdhhc13, whose product is annotated as zDHHC palmitoyltransferase 13. Bases 61 to 2004 code for a protein of 647 amino acids. Gene Ontology annotation, molecular function: protein binding; palmitoyltransferase activity. NCBI's taxonomy places the organism in Eukaryota, Metazoa, Chordata, Actinopteri, Syngnathiformes, Syngnathidae. The record is from RefSeq and is a predicted model, not a curated record. The transcript has 17 exons.
UGGAAUUUUGACUCACGCCUUUCCAUUUGCAGGAACUUUCCCUGAUUCCUUCACAACAAAAUGGACUGGAGCAAAGGUGGUGAUAAUCACAGUCACGCACAUGAGAACUGUCACCAUGGACAUUCAGGUCAUUCUCACAGUCAUGGGCCGAGAGCGGCGGCGUUUGGCGGGGUGGGACUCCCGUUCGUGCCCUCUUUUCAUGGACAGUUUGGCAAGAAUGCAGAAGAAGCAUUGGACCUCACUCUACAGCCAAAGAAACGGUCACACCUGGACGACAGCAGCAGCUGGGACAUCGUGAAGGCAUCACAGUUUGGCAUCUUGGAUCGCUGUAAAGAGUUGGUGGAAGCCGGAUAUGACGUCAGGCAGCUGGACAAAGAGAACGUGUCGCUUUUGCACUGGGCGGCCAUCAACAAUCGCUUGGAGUUGGUCAAGUAUUACAUUUCCAAAGGGGCAAUAGUUGACCAGCUUGGAGGAGACUUGAACUCCACACCUCUUCAUUGGGCCAUAAGGCAGGGCCACCUGCCCAUGGUCAUUCAGCUGAUAAGGUACGGAGCCGAUCCCUCCAUUGCAGACGGGGAAGGGUAUCGCGCUCUUCACCUCGCCAUCCUCUUCCAGCACAUGGCCAUCGCGGCUUACCUUAUGGCCAAGGGACAGGAAGUCGACAGCCCUGACUGCAAUGGACAGACGCCUCUGAUGCUAGCGGCCCAGAAGAUUAUCGGGCAUGAGCCCACUAACUUCUUAAUCAAAAACAACGCGUCAGUGAGCGCCGUGGACAAAGUGAACCGGAACACUCCGCUUCACUGUGCCGUGCUGGCGGGCAACAUCGACGCCGCGUACGUCCUGCUGGAAGCCGGAGCCAGCUUGGAUCUGGAGAACAUCAACGGCCACACACCUGUCGAGCUGGCCCACCAGGUUCACAGCCCCCUGCUCAUCCACGUGCUCAACCAAGUCCAACGGGAGAGGAUCCGUGCCAACUCGCGCUGUUUACGAAUCGUCACCAAAUACAAAGUGUUUCUUCAGUUUGUGCUCUCCGCUGCCAUGUUUGGCUGCCUGGCUGCCAUUUUGGAUAUGAAUUCCGACUCCUGGUUGCUCAAAGGGGUUCUGAUAGUUUGCGUGGUUGGUGCAGUCAGUUUGGCCACAAGGAAUUUCCCCGUUGCGGUGUUUCAGUCAACUGUACCAGCGACAGCUCUCAUGGCCUCCAUCUUCUGGAUGCUUGUCACUUGGUGCCUCUGGUUCCUACCAGAUGGCCACAGCGCCACAGUCCAGGUUCUUUUCACGCUCAACGCCACUGCCCUGCUCUACUACUACCUCCGUGCCUGUAGGACUGACCCUGGUUUUGUGAAGUCAACUGAAGAGGAGAAGAAAAUGAAUGUGUUGCUGUUGGCUGAGGCCGGCUGUCUCGAGCCGAGCAUAUUCUGCACUUCCUGCAUGAUUAAAAAACCAGUUCGAGCCAGCCACUGCCCGAGAUGUGACGCGUGUGUAGCCAAGCAGGACCAUCACUCCGUCUGGACCAACAGCUGCAUCGGCGCCAGGAACCAUCUUUACUUUGUCCUCUUCCUGCUCUCGCUCUCGCUCAUGGGCAUCUGGAUGUUCCACGGUUGUGUCGUGUACUGGUCGACACAUUGCCUGCCACGCCAUGAGGAGCGAGGUCUGGUGGCAGUGGCCUUUGCCGUGGUCGAUUGCUCGCCGUGGUUGCUGUGCGUCUUCUUGUUGGCUUUGUACCACACCUGCUGGUCCAGCUUCAUCCUGCUCCUGCAGCUCUACCAGAUCGCUUUCCUCGGACUGACCACUGCCGAGAGGAUGAGCCUAAUGAUGCACGCAAGAAAACUCAGACAAUCCUUGUCCUUGUCCCAAAAUCCAUACAAUUUGGGUGUCAUGAGGAAUCUGGCGUCCUUCUUCCACCUGCGCUGCUGCGGCCUCUGCAAACCGGCCAUCAUUGAUUGGACGCAGCAGUUUCCGCCAGGCCAAGACCAGCGCUUGUUUCGACACACGGACAUGGUGUAAUGCUCAGGGGAGACCUUAGCAGUGGCUUUGAACCAAAAAAAAGCACAGUGUAAUUAUUUAUUUUUCUAAUUCAUCGAAAGGCUCGUCGUGAAGUGAAAUCACUCCAGUGUGGAUAAAAUGCAAUAUGUUGCAAAUGUUUGCUUUUUUUUUUUUUUUUGGUUGUUUUGUAUAGCCUGCUGCUGCCUUUUUGACCUGUGGAAGUCAAACAAAUCACUUGCAAAUGUAUUGCAGAAUUGUAAAAAAAAAAAAAAAAAAAUGUUGACAUUUGAGUUUCACACAUCUCAAGCUUAUUUUUUAAACGUGCUCUCGGAAAGGGAAAGCUCUUUCUACCUGCUAAGUCUGUUUUAUAAGACUCGCAUGUGUUUCAUAAUAAAAGACCACUAUGAUACUUCA